This is a messenger RNA of Musa acuminata AAA Group (dessert banana), 1020 nucleotides long. RefSeq names its product aquaporin TIP3-1-like. Lineage: Eukaryota; Viridiplantae; Streptophyta; Magnoliopsida; Zingiberales; Musaceae. The transcript is spliced from 3 exons. Gene Ontology annotation, molecular function: water channel activity. Gene Ontology annotation, biological process: transmembrane transport; water transport. The coding region runs from base 122 to 886 and encodes 254 amino acids. The record is from RefSeq and is a predicted model, not a curated record. Gene Ontology annotation, cellular component: membrane.
UGGAACCCUCUUCUCGGCACGAUCCUCAUCCUUUUCUCCUCGGCAAUUCCCCGUUCAGAACGUCUAUCGGUACCGGGAAGAAAGAGGAAGGGCUGAUUGAGAGUUAGAUUGAGCUGCAGCCAUGCCACCUCGCAGGUUCGCCUUCGGUCGCGCGGAAGAUGCCGUUCACCCGGACACCAUGCGUGCGGCACUCUCCGAGUUCAUCGCCACGGCUCUCUUUGUCUUCGCCGCCGAAGGCUCCGUUCUCUCCCUCGGAAAGCUCUACAAGGACACCUCCACCGCCGGAGGGCUUGUGGUGGUGGCCAUAGCCCACGCUCUGGCUUUAUCUGUCGCGGUCUCCGUCGCCUUCAACAUUUCCGGCGGCCAUGUCAACCCUGCUGUCACACUCGGCGCCCUUGUCGGCGGCCGGAUCUCUCUCAUACUGGCGGUCUUCUACUGGGUGGCUCAGCUACUCGGCGCUGUCGUCGCCGCUCUCCUCCUCAGGCUGGCAACCGGUGGCAUGAGACCGCUGGGAUUCGGGGUGGCGUCGGGCGUCAGCGAGGGGCACGCAGUCCUGCUGGAGAUCGUAAUGACGUUCGGGCUCGUCUACACCGUGUACGCGACGGCGAUCGAUCCCAGGAGAGGCCAUCUCGGCAUCAUCGCGCCUCUCGCCAUCGGCUUCAUCCUGGGCGCCAACAUCCUUGCCGGCGGGCCAUUCGACGGCGCCGCGAUGAAUCCCGCGCGGGCCUUCGGACCGGCAGUCGUCGGCUGGAGGUGGAAGAGCCACUGGGUGUACUGGGUUGGCCCCUUGGUAGGAGCAGCUCUUGCAGGGCUUAUCUAUGAGUUCCUUGUGAUCCCGGCUGAGACUCCCCGCACUCACCAGCCCUUGGCUCCCGAGGACUACUAACUUCUCUAGCCCUACCUGUUUCUUCUCCUCUCACGUUCUUUGUUGUUGAGUGUUCGCUCUGUAGUACAGUAUUGUAAUCAACUGCCGAACUCUUUGAAUGGUUUAUAAUUAAAUAAAAGUUGUGGUGUCUUUAA